AUGUCCUCACGGUUCGAGCCUACACUCCUCAUGCCACUGUCUGAUAUUGGCAACGAGUGCUGGAAUGAGCGGUCAGAUAUUCGGACGGAUGUUCUAGGUCGCUUCGAAGCAGUCAUUAAAGAAAAAACUGGCAGAGACACAGUCCCCCCUGGGUUCUGGGCAUUCUGCCAGGUUGCCGACGUGUCCAAACUAGAAAGACUCAUCGCUCUGGUAGAGCCGAUUCAAGAUCGUGCAUUAUCGGAACUUGUUCUAGAGCCAACAAUUAAAGAUUGCGAUAUGGUAAUUGCUCGAUGGCUCCAAAACAUAAGUGCUAGCAAGAGUUCAGCCUCCAGUACAAACAAUUCGCAGCGCUCCAAUACAGCAAUCAGUAAUUGUAAGAAGCGAGACAAUCACAAGUGUGUUCUAACUGGGCAAGCAGAGCCAGAUGCUGCUCAUAUAUACCCAUACUGCCUUAUCAAAGCCUCUGCUCGUGAACCAACAGCAGUGGGAAGAUUCUGGGACAUCAUGAAGGUAUUUUGGGAGGACAGUCGUGUUGAGCAAUGGCAAAAAGAGAUAUUUGGUGAUGAACUGGACUUACAGAACCCUCGGGAUACGUGCUUCAAUAUGUUAAGUCUCAGCAAACACCCACAUGCAAUGUGGGGAGCUGGCCGCUUUGCUCUUCGCCCAAUGGAGAAAACUGAUUCUAAGACACUGAAAGUUCAAUUUUACUGGCAAAGAAAGUCAUCGGAUGGGGCAACCGAAAUUAAACUCCUAACAGAGCCCAAGUCUACUCGUGGGCUGUAUGGUGACCAGGGGUAUCCCUUUUCAAUUCCGACUGGCACAUAUAAGGAUAAUGGGGAGCCAGAGUAUAAAGCUGUUGUUUCUGGUGACACUUUCACUCUAACUACCCCUGAUCCCGAUCGAUUGCCACUGCCAAGUUGGCCACUUCUCGAAAUGCAAUGGCAUCUCCAGCGGAUUGUAGCCAUGAGUGGCGCCGCCGAAGCGCAAGACUACCCGGAUCCUGAUGAUGACUUCAAUCCAAAAGAUACGAUAAACCGCGACACUGCCGUACGCCGUGUUGAAGACAUUCUCGUAUGGUUGCGGACUUCCACUGAUAAUGACGAAUCGCCGCCGGAAUUAGCAUUCCAGCAAUCGCAAAUUCAGGCUCAUCACAUCAAGAGACCCUUAGGAUCUGAGGUAAUAAUGCGAGGCUGA
This is a messenger RNA of Talaromyces atroroseus, 1194 nucleotides long. RefSeq lists its product as hypothetical. The transcript has 3 exons. The coding region runs from base 1 to 1194 and encodes 397 amino acids. The record is from RefSeq and is a predicted model, not a curated record. NCBI's taxonomy places the organism in Eukaryota, Fungi, Ascomycota, Eurotiomycetes, Eurotiales, Trichocomaceae.